Phalacrocorax carbo (great cormorant) is the source of this 1002-nucleotide messenger RNA. Lineage: Eukaryota; Metazoa; Chordata; Aves; Suliformes; Phalacrocoracidae. The record is from RefSeq and is a predicted model, not a curated record.
UCAUCUGAAGUUGCUCCCCAAAGGAAAGACACAGCAUUGGAAAACCCAAGCAUUCAGCCAUCACUAACAAACAUAGACCUGCCCGAUAGCAGCCAGGGCUACAGUGACUGCUCCCUGCCUUCCAAGCAGCCUGGGUCCGUGGAGGAGCAGGAAGACAACUUUGUGCUUUCUCUUGGAGCCAACAACAGCAAGUGCAGCCUUAAGACUAACCAAACAUGCGCACUAAAAUGCUGGUCAGGAGCAACCAGGGGUGGCCCAGAAGUGGUGAUUGUACCAGUGCUUUUUGGGUUGGUUUUCCUCCUAGGAAUAGUGGGAAACACAUUGGUGUUGGUUGUUCUGGGUUAUCUCCGGCCUGGGUGACGCCCAUUGCGCAGCGCUACCAACAUCUUCACCCUGAACUUGAGCAUUGCAGACUUCUCCUUUCUGGUGUUCUGUGUCCCCUUCCAGGCCACCAUCUGCUCCCUGCCAGAGUGGAUGUUCGGUGCCUUCUUUUGCAAGUGGGUUCACUACUUGGCCAUGGCAACAAUGCUGGUCAGCAUCUUUACUCUGGUGGCUAUGCCUAUGGACAGAUACAUUGCUGUGGUCCAUGCCAAGCGUUCAGCUUGCAUCCGCAGCAAGCGCAAUGCUGUCCUUGGUGUGGGUGUCAUUUGGCUGCUGUCUCUACUCAUUGCCAUCCCUGUAGCCCAGCACAAGGCCCUUGUGAGUGGUCAUCAGCAAGCACCCAACAGCUCCUUCUGCUGGGAGCACUGGGCAGAUGGUUCAACAGCCAAGCAGGUGUACAAGAUAACCAUCCUGCUGGUGGGAUACCUCUUGCCCCUAGUGCUCAUCACCUGCUGCUAUGCCAAGGUUUUGUAUCAUCUCCAUACAAAAGUAAAGAACAUUUCCAAGAAGUCAAAGAGAUCAAAGAAGAAGUCUAGCUUACAUGCAGAAGCUCAUUCGCUCUGCCUUAAUGACUUCAAGCGUAGUCCCUACCAGGCCUUUUAUUACUGCCUGGCAAUGUGA